AUGAGUCUUGAGAAGCUCGUCGAGCAAUGGCUUGACGCCAUCCCAGACUCAUUCAACACCAACAACCCUGACAUAUAUCCCCUUCAGAAACCUCACUGCACCAAGCGCAAACGUUCUCACAGGAGCUGGUCGCGCUUCACUCCGCCCCCGUCCAACGACAGCAUGUCUGGGAGACGACCUUCACCAAAGCGAAAGCGAAGCGCGUCCAAUGACCAGGACCAAGAGGAUCUUGACGCAACACCAAGGUCAAACCAGGCAUCUGCAUCUGCACCUCCACUUUUCAACGACAAUCCUAUGCCUCUUCGCUUAGGCAAAGUCCCCAGCAUACCACCAUCGGAAUCAUCAUUUGCGUCACAAUCUUCGCCUGGAACAUCGCCCGGCAGGAAAGGUCGAGCAAAGAGUCCUGUCAAGAACAACAACAGCCUCCAAGCUUUGGACGUGCCCGUCGACUUUGUCAAGCUUGGAGACGAUGGAGUUGAUGUUCUCCCGCCUGAUGUGCAUUACCUUUUUGAGAAGCUGCAGGAUAUCAACGACAAGGAGGAGUUCAUCCCGGGCGAGAUGAUAGAUCAUGUCAAGAUAGUCAUCCGCCGCGUCAAACCCGGAUGGUUCAAAAAGCCCCAGAAUCCGCAAGAGUCUACCAGAAUCAGUGUCCUAACGCAAGAACUCGACCUUCUGCGCCAAAUUGAGUCCGAUGCAGAGCAAUGUGAACUCUCCGACUGCUCCGAAGCUUCUUGGAAUAUGUGGGUUCACAUGCCCAUCCUACGCCACGCAUUAUCAGCCCAUCCAACCAUCCGCGUCGAGCCAGCAUUAUCAGCCAAGAUCGCAUCGCCCUUUGUCCCAACAGCGAAUGGAAAAGCGGCUGUAGUCGAGAGUAAGAUGAUCGAUUUCACACUGCUUCUGUGGCUGAACAGAGGAAGUCCGCGGACUACGUCUCAUGAUGCGGCUGUUCCAGAAGCAGAUGUUCACUUAAUGGAUGAGAUUGCAAAGACGGUUUGGAGGCAGCCUGUUGAGGCUCAGUUCGUCAACCAGUCGACAUAUGCGCCGUUGCGCUUCGCCCCUAUUGCAUGCAACAUCGAGACGAAAACAGCAACGUCGGCAAACCAAGGAAAGCUACAGCUAUCGGUCUGGACAGCUUCCUGGUUCAAGAGAGUCUCAGAACUUGUCCCUGGUGGUAACGUGCCCACGAUUCCGCUCAUCCACGUUGUCGGGCACGAGUGGCAUGUUUCCUUUGCGUCUCUACACAAGAAUCAUAUUGAAAUUGCGGAGGAGCUGUCUAUUGGAGAUACUAGGACGCUGUUGGGCUUGUAUCAACUUGUUGCAUCGCUGAGAAGGAUUGGCGAUUGGAUUGCGAUGACGUAUCGGAAAUGGGUGGAGGAGGCGUUUGGACGGUACAGAGAGGAACAGGCCCAAGUUGAUGUUGAGGGUGGUUUGGGGGAGGACGGAGUAGCGUAG
Molecule: messenger RNA, 1452 nt
Organism: Fusarium proliferatum ET1
Lineage: Eukaryota; Fungi; Ascomycota; Sordariomycetes; Hypocreales; Nectriaceae
Exons: 1
Coding region: 1-1452 (483 amino acids)
Source: RefSeq, a predicted model, not a curated record